Molecule: messenger RNA, 3333 nt
Organism: Phytophthora infestans T30-4
Lineage: Eukaryota; Oomycota; Peronosporomycetes; Peronosporales; Peronosporaceae
Product: Voltage-gated Ion Channel (VIC) Superfamily
Exons: 7
Coding region: 1-3333 (1110 amino acids)
Biological process (GO): potassium ion transport
Cellular component (GO): membrane
Source: RefSeq, a predicted model, not a curated record
AUGACGGACGUGAUAGCGGCGAUCGCCCCCGCUUGUUCUAUCACGGACGACUCUGCUGGCUGCUAUACGGCGUCGUGGUACCUUAUUUGGGACCAAGUCCGCUACUGGCUGCUCAUCCAAAUGCCUGUAAUCGCGCUCUCUAUCGUGUACGAGUGGCUCGAACUGGCUUCGCUCAAAUACGUCGAGCGACUGCGUAAAAUCUGCGACUCGCCGCUCACCAAUGUCGUGAAUUAUCUGGUUCAACUUGUCACCAGCUUCUAUGUCUGCAUCAAUUGGAUUGUAAGGGGUGGAUCGUUGAGUGUGAGUUUCUCGUCGUGGUCCAUCGAGUCGCUCUUUCUCAUCGCCACGGGUGUCGGAUACAGUGUUCGAUGGUUAGCCGCCAAGAACAAAGUGACGUUCGUCUUGCAGCUGCAUAAUCUUUUCGACUUACUGUCGGUGGUAGCGCACUUUAUCAUCUCGUUCCAGACAAUCGUAGUGGGGGCCAAGCGACUUCGAUCGUGGUUGGAUUUUGGCUUCAUCCGGUCCUAUGUGGGCUAUGUGGUAGUGGAUCAUUUGUUCGCACGAUACCCGAACAAAACCUUCUUCUCGCAGGUGUUACUCGUGGUAUUUAAGGCGCUGUGCCUUGUCUUCUUCUUCGCUGCAGUUUUGUUCUCGCUCGAGCAGCUUGGAGAGCUGCCACACACCAACAGUUUCCUGCUUCAUGUGUACGAAUGCAGCAAUAAAGACGGCACCGAGACGAUCCUCAGAGCUACGAGCGAAGGCACCGACGAGUAUCCCAACUGUGACGAAACGUGGAGCUUCUUCUCGUCCAUUUACUUCAUGUUCGUGACUGUCUCGACUGUGGGUUACGGCGAUUUCUCACCUCAUACGGUCUUAGGACAACUUACAGUUUGUGUGAUCAUCGUGUUCGGUAUCUACACAUUCGCGAACGAGUCGGCUGCCUUUAUGACGCUUUACGGAGAUCAACGGGGAACGCUUGUGAAAUAUGAUGGCUCAAGAAAUACCGUGCAUGUUCUAGUAACAGGGAAUCCGUCGGUUGCACAAACUAAGGAUUUUAUUCGCGAGUUCUUCCAUCCUGAUCAUGAAGAGGCAUUCCAAGCCUCUCAUUCUCGUUGCGAGAUUCCUUUGAAGAAUCACGCUCGGUAUGGCAGUAUUCAUGAAGCGUAUACUGCGAUGGAAGAAGGAGAAGUCAGCGGGAAACAAGCCAAAAAACGAGAUAUCAAGCCUCUCGUCUCAAAGUGGAUGCAUCGCGGAGGAAGUUUAAUCCGUGAGACUCACAUUGUUGUGCUGAUGCAGUUCGACAAGGCUGGAGAAAAUGCUUCGUACCAGCGAGAAGUGGUGGAGUUUGUAGAGCAGAAUCCUCGAUAUCACAAGCGCGUGUUCCUUGUCUACGGCUCCCCACUACGAGAGACCGACUUGAUGAACGCUCAGCUGGAUCGAGCGAUGGCUGUGUUCUUCUUACCGAAUAAAUACUCGGAUGAUGGCAACAAAGAAGACGCAGCUACAGUGCUGCGAGUUUUGUCGGUAUCCCAGCAGAAACAGGAACACACUCAGCUGUUUGCAAUGCUGGCCAACUCUGACAACCGAACGCUUCUGGAAGCCACCGGGUUAAGCAAGGAAAACCUGGUUUGUGCAGAUGAAAUUCGCUUGGGGUUAAUGGGUCUCAGCUGUCGAUGUCCCGGUCUGUCAACAGUAGUGUCCAAUUUGAUCACAAGUCGCAGCGGAGAGAUCCCGGAAGUGGCGCCGGACCAAGCUCAUCUAUUGAAACCUUGGGUCUCUGAGUACAUUUCUGGCGCUGCUAACGAAAUCUACUCGUGUUGUCUGACGAGACAUUUCCACGGGAUGAACUUCAUUCAAGCCACGAUGCACAUCCAUCGUCAGUCGAAUGGUCUGGUACUUCUCAUCGCUGUGGAGUCGGAUGGAGAUAUCGCGUUCAAUCCUGGUCGUUGGUAUCGUAUUACACCAAGCACCAAAGCGUAUUUGAUCGCUGAGUCUAUCAGCUCUCUUGAACCAUUCGCUGGUACGCCGACUAUGAGCAGUGUCGCUGCCUUAUCCAUGAACAUGGUACUACUACAGAGUCGCGGGAACCUUCUAAGUAGAGCUCGUCAAGCGCAACACAACGUUGAAAGAAGAAUUCCCAGCGAUAUUCGGGAGUACAUUAUGCGGUGUGCUGCCAAUGACGAUCCGUCUCAGAUCCCGUCUUCGCCUUCUCGAGACUUGCUCUCUGCUGGUGGCCACAUUGUCGUCUGUAGCAACAUUGGCAACGAGAGUGGAGGACAGCGCUCUGUUUCUCGGUUGGUGAAUUUCUUACGACCCUUGCGAGCUCCACACAUCGAACGAAUUGUCCCCGUUGUUAUUGUAGAUGCUGGCACUUUUGACUUCGUUUCGUGGCUUCAACUGAGAGACUUCGGUGAGGUGUACCAUGUCCACGGCUCGCCUCAGAACCACCAUGUCCUUUCUGCUGCUGGGAUCUACACGGCGUCGUCUAUUGUCGUGCUCGCUCAAGGCAAUGAAGCUGGAUACGACGACUCGAAAGCCAUCUUUAACGCGAUUCUAGUCAACUCAGCACUGCAACGUAAUAAGAUCUUUACGAUCAUCGAACUCCGAGAUGUCAACAACAACCGCUUCUUGGAUCCCGUGUCGAGUUUCGGCUCGUCGCGGAGACUGCAAGGAGGUGAUUUCAUGGAUGAGAACAACGGCGAAUACGACGUCAACCGAGCGUCGACUGUCACCAAGAAGAACAACUGGAUACAACGCAAGGCUAAAGUGGUCAAUCACGCAUUUUCUGCUGUGAAUACUUUUUUCCUCGGAAGUCUGAAAACCGCAGCGCAACAAGUGAGUACUCUUUACAAUGGCGACGACAGCGAGACGUUCUUCCAGGAACGCUUUAUGAACGGAGCGCUGUUCCCUUCGUACGUUGCAGAUGACUUGUUGAUCCAAAGUUUCUUUAAUCCGUCACUCAACAUGUUCAUCCGCAAGAUUCUCGAUGGUAAAAGCUGCUUCGUGCUGUACGACGUGCCGAAAGGGCUCCGCGAACAGAAGUUGUUGUAUGGAGAGCUCUUUGAGUACAUGACAUCAGGUGUGGCGCAUACGCUACCGAUUGGCUUGCUGCGUGCAAAGGGCGGUCCUGGAGGCGCACCAUACCCAUACGUGUACACAUGUCCGUCCUCAGAUACGAUCGUGUACCCGCAAGACAAGAUUUUCGUUCUCAUCAACGUCAUGGCUCUCAACCGUCUAGCAACUAAACUGCAACGACGCUUUCGGAACCGCUCAAAGCCGUCCAUGACCUUGGCAGAUCUCGUGGAAACCAUUUCCAGACCAUCGCAACUGUAG